GCAGGCGCGGCCCCUUUAAGGCUUGGCCUACGUGGCAGCUGCUAGAGCCGCCGCGGCGCAGCAAGGCCGGCCGCCGGGCACUUCCUGUGGAGGCCGCAGCAGGCGCGAGCGCCGAGGACCCGCCAGCUGAGCCCGCUGCCGCCGCCGCCAUGGGCCAGAACGACCUGAUGGGUACGGCCGAGGACUUCGCCGACCAGUUCCUGCGAGUCACCAAACAGUACCUGCCUCAUGUGGCACGACUCUGCCUGAUUAGCACCUUCUUGGAGGAUGGCAUCCGUAUGUGGUUCCAGUGGAGUGAGCAACGUGACUAUAUUGACACCACCUGGAGCUGUGGCUACCUGUUGGCCUCAUCCUUCGUGUUCCUCAACCUCCUGGGACAGUUGACUGGCUGUGUUUUGGUGCUGAGCAGGAACUUCGUGCAGUACGCCUGCUUUGGGCUGUUUGGAAUCAUCGCACUGCAGACAAUUGCCUACAGCAUUUUGUGGGACUUGAAGUUUCUGAUGAGGAACCUGGCUUUAGGAGGAGGUUUGCUGCUGCUCUUGGCAGAGUCCCGCUCAGAAGGGAAGAGCAUGUUUGCUGGUGUUCCCACCAUGCGUGAGAGCUCCCCCAAGCAGUACAUGCAGCUUGGAGGAAGGGUCCUGCUGGUCCUGAUGUUCAUGACCCUCCUUCACUUUGAUGCCAGCUUCUUUUCUAUCGUCCAGAACAUUGUGGGCACAGCUCUGAUGAUCUUAGUAGCCAUUGGUUUUAAAACCAAGCUGGCAGCUUUGACUCUCGUCGUCUGGCUGUUUGCCAUCAACGUGUAUUUCAACGCCUUCUGGACAAUCCCGGUCUAUAAACCCAUGCAUGACUUCCUGAAGUAUGACUUCUUCCAGACCAUGUCAGUGAUUGGAGGCCUGCUCCUGGUGGUGGCUCUUGGCCCAGGGGGUGUCUCCAUGGACGAGAAGAAGAAAGAGUGGUAACAGACAGAUCCCUCCCCUCCCUGGCUGAGGCACAAGGCCCUGGACUGGUUCAGGGUAGACAACAAACUGCCAGCGUUUAUGUGUCCUCUUCCCUUCCCUUCCCUUGGUAAAGGCACAGAUGUUCUGAGAACUUUAUUUUCAGACACCUGAAAACUGAAGGUAAAAUCUGCUUUGGAAACAGUCUGGAGUCUAACUAUCCAGGGCUGGGCAGCUGGAUGGUCAUUCCUUAGCCAAGGAUUCGAGUAGACAGUGUGGUGGGCUAUGGCCUCAAUCCUGUCUUUGAGUUUCUUUUGAGGGAUGAGGGCCUUCAAGUUGUACUGAGCUAUACUUUAUCAUUCAAAGCAGUUUCCCUUUUAGGUGGUUUUUUUUUUUUUUUUUUGGUUUUUUGAGACAGGGUUUCUCUGUAGCUUUUGGAGCCUGUCCUGGAACUCCCUUGGGUGGACCAGGCUGGCCUCGAACUCACAGAGAUCCGCCUGUCUCUGCCUCCUAAGUGCUAGGAUUACAGGCGUGUGCCACCACCGCCCGGCUCCCUUUUAGUUUUAAGUUUACAUCCUUAGCUCAAACUACUAAAUGACUUAGGAUGGUCCAGCCAAACACCAAACAGUUGAAACCUCCAGUUCAGAAUCCUACCAGUGGCCCAGCAUUGCUUCUGCCCCUGUAUUUUAUAGGAUCAAUGAAGAUGUUAGAGAAACCCCAAGCCUAGAGAAUAGUAAAGUAUUGGAGAGGUGGCUGCUACUGCUGGCCCAAGUCCUUGGUGUCAGCUGGCUGAAUGCUGUUUCCUGGGUCAAAGGGACCCUGGCUCCAAGCAGGGAUGGGAUGGGUCAGGGGUAGGAAGUUCUUGGAAAGCUGCUGGUUUAGGUACUGCUAUCCCCUCCAGCUUGGUGGUGGGAAGGGCAGGAGAUCCAGCUGCUCACAGGAUGGCCCACCACAAAACCAGCUUGGGGAGCAGUAAUGCCAUGGGGCCCAGAAGUGAGGAGCCCCAGUACUGAAGGCACCCAGGCUCAAUCCAGUUACCUCACACUUGACCUUCUCAGAGCAAGGCCUGGAUCCCACAGACCGUGCUCCCCCCCAGCUUAACUCCUUGUUCCAGGCUGAGUUUACCCCAUCGACAGCCCCGAUGACACCAUUUCCCUGAGGCUGUUGCUUGCUCAGAUUUUUGUCAACUUGCUCUGCUGGAUGCAGCCAAGAUACUUUUUACAAUUUGUGAUGCCUUACCAAUUUGAUCUCAGUCCUGUAUUUAAAGUUUUCUAACAUUGCCUUAUACCGUGUUUCUCUUUUUGUGGGGUGGGGAAGCUGUCUAAUGCUGUGGUCCUGCUCAUCUGUAUGGUAGUGCCAUGAGGGUGGUUGUGCUCCUUCUCCACCUUCCCCAGGUCUUUUGGAGGAGACAGGUAGACAGGCUUAGAACCCCUGGAGAGGAGCUGGCAGCUCACUUACCCUUAGGUGCAGAGUCCUGGAGGUGUCCUCCUUUCUGGCAUCAGCUGGGUAGGCAGGACUCUGUCCUCUUGAGUCACCUUGGGUCAAUCCUGCCUCUUCCCCUUGCCUCACGGGCUCUGCAGUCUGAAUUCACCUUCUCAACACCCAGCCCGUGUUCCGCAGCCUUACAGCCUGCCUACUCCUCCUUGUGUGAGUUCCAGCAGUGGCUCACGCCAUGACAUUUCCUUACUACCAAGUCCCUUGACAAGCAGAGCUGCCUCAGUGUAUACCCACCUGCUCCGUUACCUGCAGUGGCAGCCCCGUAAUAUUCCAGUUUGUGGAAUGGGGCAGAUCCUAGGAGGCAAAUGCAUGCCUCUCAGCAGCAGCAGCCCCCAUCCCAAGGAUACCCUGGCCCAUCUACCAGCUUUCUGUGGGCUGUGCCUGGGAUGGGACAAAAAAAAAAAGAUCUACACAUUGGUUUGGCAAAACGGUUUCUGAAAAUGCUUUAGCUUUAUGUGGGAAUAGGUAUAAACCUCAUUUUUAUGCUGUAUUUUAUAUCUUAGUUGUGUUUGAAAAUGUUUUGAUCUUUGGAAACAUCAAAAUAAAUAAUGGCAUUU
Molecule: messenger RNA, 2989 nt
Organism: Microtus ochrogaster (prairie vole)
Lineage: Eukaryota; Metazoa; Chordata; Mammalia; Rodentia; Cricetidae
Gene: Surf4
Product: surfeit 4
Biological process (GO): Golgi organization
Cellular component (GO): membrane; endoplasmic reticulum; endoplasmic reticulum-Golgi intermediate compartment
Source: RefSeq, a predicted model, not a curated record